CCCCAACUCUAUUCCUAAAUCCUACUCCUAUAUAUAAAAUUAAAAAAAUACUCCUACUUCCUCAAUCCUCAAUCCCCCAAUUCCCAAUCCUUCUUCUUCUUCUCAAUCUCCGGCAGCCUACAGACGUCUUCGUAUACGUCUCCGGCGAACGCCAUCCCAAAAACCAAAAAAUGAGAGAGUGCAUUUCAGUCCACAUCGGUCAAGCCGGAAUCCAGGUCGGAAACUCCUGCUGGGAGCUCUACUGUCUCGAACAUGGCCUUCAGCCUGACGGACAAAUGCCCGGUGACAAAACCGUCGGAGGCGGCGACGACGCCUUUAACACCUUCUUCAGCGAAACCGGCGCCGGGAAACACGUCCCUAGAGCAGUGUUUGUCGACUUGGAACCCACCGUCAUCGACGAGGUCCGUACCGGUACCUACCGCCAGCUCUUCCACCCGGAGCAACUCAUCAGCGGUAAAGAAGACGCCGCUAAUAACUUCGCCCGGGGUCAUUACACAAUUGGAAAGGAGAUUGUGGAUUUGUGUCUAGACCGGAUUCGAAAGCUUGCUGAUAACUGCACCGGUCUACAAGGGUUCUUGAUUUUUCACGCUGUGGGAGGUGGAACCGGGUCGGGUCUCGGGUCAUUGUUACUUGAGAGGUUGUCAGUCGAUUACGGGAAGAAGUCAAAACUCGGGUUCACCGUUUACCCGUCGCCGCAAGUUUCAACGUCGGUGGUGGAGCCGUACAACUCGGUGCUUUCAACUCACUCACUUCUCGAACACACCGACGUUUCAGUCCUCCUCGACAACGAAGCAAUCUACGAUAUAUGUCGGAAGUCGUUGGAUAUUGAAAGACCGACGUACACUAACCUGAACCGGCUUGUUUCUCAGGUGAUUUCUUCACUCACGGCGUCGCUCCGGUUCGACGGAGCAUUGAACGUCGACGUGACGGAGUUUCAGACAAAUCUUGUUCCAUACCCGAGGAUUCAUUUCAUGUUGUCUUCAUACGCGCCUGUGAUAUCUGCAGAGAAAGCUUACCAUGAACAGUUAUCAGUUGCAGAGAUAACCAACAGUGCGUUCGAGCCAUCUUCGAUGAUGGCGAAGUGUGAUCCACGUCAUGGGAAGUACAUGGCGUGUUGUUUGAUGUACAGAGGCGAUGUGGUUCCGAAAGAUGUGAACGCCGCCGUGGCCACCAUUAAAACGAAGAGGACGAUUCAGUUUGUGGAUUGGUGUCCGACGGGGUUUAAGUGUGGGAUUAAUUAUCAGCCGCCUACGGUGGUUCCUGGUGGUGAUUUGGCGAAGGUUCAGAGAGCUGUGUGUAUGAUUUCGAAUUCUACUAGUGUUGCGGAGGUGUUUUCGAGGAUUGAUCAUAAGUUUGAUUUGAUGUAUGCGAAGAGAGCUUUUGUGCAUUGGUAUGUUGGUGAGGGAAUGGAGGAAGGUGAGUUUUCGGAAGCUAGAGAGGAUUUGGCUGCUCUUGAGAAGGAUUAUGAGGAAGUUGGUCUUGAAUCUGCUGAUAAUGAGGAAGACGAUGGUGAUGAGUAUUAGAUAGUUUUUGGUGCCCUAAUUGUGAAAUCCAAUGGACUCAUUGGUUUUGAUCGGAAUUAAAUUUUCAUUUGUAG
Messenger RNA from Lactuca virosa, 1597 nucleotides. The record is from the annotation of a GenBank genome assembly. Lineage: Eukaryota; Viridiplantae; Streptophyta; Magnoliopsida; Asterales; Asteraceae.